UAGGAGAAUUGUCUCUAGUGGGAAGGGUUGGGAUCGGCGAUCGCUUGACCGCUUCCUGGGGCUUUGGUCGAACGUGGCACGUCUAGAGAAGCGGGAGGCUCCCUUUGGACUCCAGGUGCCCUUGCUCUAGUCCACACCACUCUCAAACCUCGCGUGAGAUCUUGCAAGAGCCUCCCCUUUGAAAGUUCCGCCUUCAGUUUGACGUCUCACUUUCUUGUUAUUGUCAUUUUCGCGACCCCAGCCUUUCCAGGUUUCAGGCAGUUUGAACAGUUUAACUCCAAACAUGGAUAUCAGACCAAAUCAUACAAUUUACAUCAACAAUAUGAAUGACAAAAUUAAAAAAGAAGAGUUGAAGAGAUCCCUGUAUGCCCUGUUUUCUCAGUUUGGCCAUGUUGUAGAUAUUGUAGCUUUAAAGACCAUGAAGAUGAGGGGGCAAGCCUUUGUUAUUUUUAAGGAACUGGGCUCAUCCACAAAUGCCUUGAGACAGUUACAAGGAUUUCCAUUUUAUGGUAAACCAAUGCGAAUCCAGUAUGCAAAAACAGAUUCGGAUAUAAUAUCUAAAAUGCGUGGCACUUUUGCUGACAAAGAAAAGAAGAAGGAAAAGAAAAAAGCGAAAACUGUGGAACAGACUGCGACCACUGCAAACAAAAAGCCUGGUCAGGGAACACCAAAUGCAGCAAAUACCCAAGGAAAUUCAACACCAAAUCCUCAGGUCCCUGAUUACCCUCCAAACUAUAUUUUAUUCCUCAAUAAUUUACCAGAAGAGACUAAUGAGAUGAUGUUAUCCAUGCUGUUUAAUCAGUUUCCUGGCUUCAAGGAAGUACGUUUGGUACCUGGGAGGCAUGACAUUGCUUUUGUUGAAUUUGAAAAUGAUGGACAGGCUGGAGCUGCCAGGGAUGCUUUACAGGGAUUUAAAAUCACACCGUCACAUGCCAUGAAGAUCACCUAUGCCAAGAAAUAACAUAUGGGAGAGUUGUCUUUAAAGCACUUGGUGUUAUUUAUAGUGUUUGUUUUGAUAACAUUUGGUCAGGCCAUUUUUUAAUAGUUGGGAUGAGGGGGAGUGAAAGUGAAAUUUUUGUGAAUGAUUUAAAAAAAACCUAGUCUUUGUUUAGCCUUCGUGAACUAUGAAAUAUGAAGGACUCAAUUUUGUGUAAUAAACUUUUAUUUGUAUUCUUUACCUAAUA
Messenger RNA from Zalophus californianus (California sea lion), 1184 nucleotides. It is a transcript of the gene SNRPB2, whose product is annotated as small nuclear ribonucleoprotein polypeptide B2. Bases 284 to 961 code for a protein of 225 amino acids. Gene Ontology annotation, biological process: mRNA splicing, via spliceosome. Gene Ontology annotation, cellular component: U1 snRNP. The record is from RefSeq and is a predicted model, not a curated record. Lineage: Eukaryota; Metazoa; Chordata; Mammalia; Carnivora; Otariidae. Gene Ontology annotation, molecular function: U1 snRNA binding. The transcript has 7 exons.